AUGGAAAAUCUGCCGUCGGUAUCAAACCGUCUCGCCAUAACUUCCUCUACAGAUGAAGAAGUAAAAUAUCCAAUGCAGAUCACAUCGGUAGCUGUAGAUCCAACUUCGACUCACCUCGCGUCGCAGGAAGAUUUGCGCAGUAUAGGAGUUCUCGAAUUACUCGACUCAGACGAAAGAGCGGUAUUCAUACUUGACCUCACGAAGCCAGAUGAGACAACGCCGAUAUAUACGAAUCCGCGGUUGAAGGAAUUACAAUUGUUGGGAAGUAAAGUUGGGGAAUCUCUUGAUCUGGGCGCGGCUACAAAAGAUGAAAAGCAUAGGGGAUUUUUGGAAUGGGCAGGAGGGGAUUUCAGAGAUGGAAAAAUACCCGUAACUCUACAUUGUGGAGUGAAAUGGACUGCGCAGACAUUGAAGGAAAGAUGGAGGGUCAUUGCUGGAGAUGUGGGGGGAAGCAUAGAUGUCAUCGGGGGCAAACCCAUGAUCCAUCGAUCGCAAACCCUUUCGCCUCAGAAGGCACGACCUAUGUCGAAAUCUGGCGACUCGCCUAGAUCCUCCCUGGAAUCUCAACUGGAGGCAUAUCGACUUCAUCGGGAAGAUACAAUAUCGAUAUUUCCGCCCGCACAAGAGCCGUUCACUUUGAAGGAGGUUUCUGAGGUGGAAAAUUCUACACUUGGUCCAUUCGAUAUAUUAGCUCCGGAUACAGUCGUAGAACCGUCACCUCAUCUGCGUUUUUUCCUCGAUUUUGAUUGGGCAUCUACAGAGCUUGGUUCCAUAGAAUCUUGGCCGCUUGAGCUACGUAGGAUGUGCAAUUUUCUCAUGUCGGAUCCAAGACCUGCGGCGAUGUUUUGGGGCCAAGGCAGAGUCAUGAUGUACAACGAAUCAUAUAAGUUAGUCACAGGACAGAAGCACCCAGGGAUGAUGGGAAAGCCUUUCUCGGAAGCAUGGCCUGAGAUUGAAGUCAUAUUCAAGGAUCUCUUCAAUAAGGCAUAUCAAACUGGUAAACCUUCGACCAUGGAUGAUGCAAGGUUUUAUAUUGAUAGACAUGGAUACUUGGAGGAGACGUACUUCGCUUUAUCGAUCAUGCCGUUCAGUUGCAACAGUUAUGAUUGUGAUCUUGCGGUCUACAAUCCUGUGUUUGACACCACCAGGCAAGUUGUGGCAGAUCGCAGAAUGAUAUUUUUGUUACGACUAGGGCAAUUCAUUGCUUCAUCUCGAGAGCCCAAGGAGUUUUGGCAGCAGCUUUUACGAGGUUUCGAACCAGACCAUCCAGAUUUACCAUUUGCUCUGCUAUACUCCGCUGGAAACGAUGUCAAUGAAACACUCUCCGAAUCUUCAGCAUUAAGUCAUAAUUCUAAUUGGGUGCUGGAAGGCUCUGUAAGGGUCCCCGAUGCCGAGAAGAACGUGCCGAAACAUAUCAACUCUGAGUGCUCGCUGGAGGAAUUCCUACCAAGUUUCAGUGAGCUUGUCAAAUCAGAUUCGCCUACGCUCUUACACCGGAAAGAUGGUACUAUCCCUGCAUCCCUGACCACAGCUCUUCAGGGUACGCUUGCUUGGGAUACCGUCGUUUUCUUGCCAAUCAGGGCAACUACCGAUAUUGUUCUUGGUUUUCUUAUAAUUGGACUCAAUGCUCGACGAGAAUACGAUGAUGACUAUAGACUAUUCAUAGAACUUCUCACUCGACAACUCGCCACCUCAAUGGCUGCGGCAGUACUUGUUGAAGAUGAUCUUCAACGUGGUCGAAUGGCCGCCGAACGUGCUUAUCAAGAUCGCAAUCGGCUUUCAAGGAAGCUCGAGAUUCAAGCUCAUGAAGCUGCAGAGAUUGAAAGUCGUUUCAGGAGGAUGGCCGAUCUAGCCCCUGUUGGGAUGUUCCAUGUUGAUGUGGAUGGGAAUAUAGUUUAUGCCAAUGAAGUUUUUUAUGGUUUAACGGAACACCCAAGAAAUUCCAACAUCCCCAUACACUUCCUUGACAAAGAAGGUUCUUACGGAUUGUCCCCAGUUCCUAACGUUACAUUUGCUGACAAGUUUAUUGCAAAGGGCUGGUACGGAAGCCUCAUGGAAGAAGAUUUACCUUUAAUGGAAUUGAACUGGAAAAAGCUCAUGGAUGGGGAACCUGUCGCCUUUGAAAUUCGGCUACGAACACUCUUCAAGGGUGCUGAUAAGAUCGGAGAUGAGGAAAUCGACGGUGCAAUUUGGACAAUAGUUGCUGCCUAUCCUGAAAAGGCAGAUGAUGGUACCGUUGUUGGCGUUUUAGGUUGCAUGACGGAUAUUAGUCGACAAAAGUGGGCAGAGGAUUUCCAGAAACGAAAAAUGCUAGAAGCAGUUGAGUUAAAACGUCAACAGGAGAAUUUCAUCGACAUGACAUCCCACGAAAUGAGGAAUCCAUUAUCAGCUAUUAUUCAGUGUGCAGAUAUGAUUGGAAUCUCUGUCAAAGAAUUCGAUGGAGGGACUAACGAUGUUAUUCUUCCAAGAGAGGCUGUUCAUGGAUAUGCAGAUGCAGCUUCGACGAUUAUAUUAUGUGCCCAGCAUCAGAAACGAAUCAUCGAUGAUAUCCUCACGCUCAGCAAGUUAGAUUCCGAUCUAUUGUUUGUCACCCCCAUCGAGGUACAGCCAUUACUUGUUAUCAAAAACGCACUGAAGAUAUUUGAUGGAGAAUUACAGAAGAGUGACGUCGCGCUGAGAUUUCAUGUGUCACCCUCGUUCGACGAACUCGGCUUUGACUGGAUCAAACUGGACCCCAGUAGAUUAGUACAAGUCCUCAUCAACCUCGUUACAAAUGCGAUCAAAUUUACACAAACUCAAGCAAAACGAAAUAUCGCCAUCACAGUGAGCGCAGCGCUCGAGCCUCCUAGCACACCAGGACUUAUUUACCUUCCAAGAUCUAAUAGCCACAAAGAAAACACCCCGGAGAGUGAAUGGGGAGAUGGGGAGAUUGUAUAUCUACAUAUCGAAGUCCAAGAUAGUGGACGCGGUCUAGAUGACACGGAACGCAACCUUCUAUUCAAGAGAUUUUCUCAAGCCUCACCACGAACACAUGUUCGAUACGGCGGAUCUGGUCUCGGCCUUUUUAUUUCUCGUGAACUUACGGAGCUUCAGGGUGGUCAAAUAGGUGUGGCCUCAAAAGCAGGUGUAGGAAGUACCUUUGCAUUUUACAUUCGCACUCGCCGUUGCGAUCCUCCUGAUGAUAAGGAUUCCUUCAUUCCUCAAAUGGAUGUUCAAGUCCAAAACGAUAUCAUUACGAACAAUUCACUGGCACGUGUCAAAGGUCCCAGUCGUCAGACUGUAAAGAACCGUCGUUCUCAAAGUCCGGCUUCGUCUUCCCCAAAACAUAUCCUCAUUGUCGAAGACAACAUCGUCAAUCAAAAAGUUCUAAGCAAACAACUGCGAACCGCAGGCUGUAUUGUCAGCGUCGCAAACCAUGGCCUAGAAGCCCUCGAAUUCCUCGAAAAAUCCACAUUCUCCACCACUCUCCCAGAAGGCGUCCCAGGCAUCCCGUGCAACAUCCUACUAAUGGAUCUAGAAAUGCCAGUCAUGGAUGGUCUUACCUGCGUGCAACAAAUACGUCAAUGGGAGAUGGAAGGGAAAGUCAAGGGUAGGGUACCCGUCAUCGCCGUCACGGCAAAUGCGAGAAGUGAACAAAUUGCGAGGGCUAAAGAGGCGGGUAUGGAUAGCGUGGUUACGAAACCCUUUCGCAUCGGGGAGUUGUUGCCGGAGAUGGAUAGGUGGUUGGUGAGGGGUGUGAUGUUAGAUGGGGGGAAGGAGGAUAGGGCGGCGGUGGAGAGGAGGGAGAGUGCGCCGAUUUAG
This is a messenger RNA of Sclerotinia borealis F-4128, 3801 nucleotides long. The record is from the annotation of a GenBank genome assembly. Lineage: Eukaryota; Fungi; Ascomycota; Leotiomycetes; Helotiales; Sclerotiniaceae.